AUGCAGGGGGAACAAGGACUACCUCUUCCCUCCUCGCUGGAAGAGGUUGAGGCCUUGAUCCUGGCACUCUAUGAGCCGGGUCCUCCCGAGACAAUAUCACGGAUUCAAGAGGUGCUUCAUCGGGUGCAAAAGUCUCCCGAGGGCUGGCAACUGGCCCAAAGCUUACUGGUGAACUCGAACGACACGAUCAAGUUUUUUGGGGCUCUUACUAUCAUUGUGAAGCUAAACACCGAGAGCUCAACAUUGUCGGAAACUGAUGCAAAUGAACUACUGCAAAACUUGAUUGAAUGGUUUGUGAGGUCUCUACGUGAUGGGUCAGGUGCGCUGGUGACCAAAAAGCUGUGCUCUGCACUUGUCACCUGCUUCAUCCAGUUCCCCAAGAUAUGGCCCAGUUGUGUAGCCCAUCUAGUACACUGCUUGUAUACACAGCGCAGCGUGCCCGUAUCUGAGGCCAGAGACGACGAUACUGAUACCACGGUUGGUCUCUUGGACUUUGUCGCCCUGAGAGCGGCAUUAUGGUUUGCUGCUACGCUGGUGGAGGAGACGAGUAAGACGGACAUGAAUGCUGCAAAGUACUCGCAGGCCCACAACCAGCUCAUCACUGAAGGUCGUGAUGUUGCGUGUCUCAUCUCACGCGGAAUGGAUCCUGGUUUUGCAGGUGCAGAUUGCACGAGUAUCCAGGAAGAGGCUAUCAAAUGCCUACAGCCUUGGGUCAUGUAUAAUCAGCGCAUAUCAUCGUCGACCGAUGAGCUGACUAUACCAUUGCGGACUCUUCUGCCUCCCGUUAUACGAUGCCUGAUAAUUGACGAACUUUACGAAGCCAGUAUAGAGCUUCUCACUGAUACGCUCUCCAACUACUCUGCCUUUUUCACGAGCGAAGGAUUCGACAUGCUCAUUAAUCUGUUCGAGACGUCAUGGUCUGACAAUCGAUAUCAGCAAUUGAUCCGCGGAGAUUUUGAUUUUGAAUCUGUUCAGUUUGGCAUGCUGAUGAUAGCCUUUGCUGACGCCAAGGUUGUCGAACUUCAGAAGAGCACCGACCAUCGGUCGCAACGCUUCCUCGCCGGCCUGAAGGGACUGCUAGGUGCAGCUGGUUAUGCAGUAGGCGAGGACAAGAUCUUUGUACCUGCACUUGAAUUCUGGGCCACAUUCGUGGAAACGAUGGUCGAUACCAUGUUCAGCGAGGAAGCCAAAGAUUCAGAUGCUUGGGUUCAGCAUUCACUAGGCUUGGUGAUGCAGGUCGUGGGCUGCUGUUACAAAAAGAUACAGUUCCCGCCAGCAACUAUUUUCUCUGGAUGGGAUUCUUCAGAACGGGCUGGAUUUAUGGAGGCGCGCAAAGAUGUUGCUGACCUGCUUCAAACGGUCUGCACCAUACCAAAUGCAAGCCUCGUUUCGCUAUUCGUCGAUCUGCUGCUACAGGCCUUGUCAGCGCAGGCUUGGGCAGAGCUGGAGGCGGCAGCUUUCUGCCUCAGCGCCCUUUCUGACUGCAUCUCUGACGGCGGCGGGUAUGACGAGCUCCUCCACAAAGUCUUUUCAUCUGGACUUUUUGACCUGCUUGGCCAAAGCGAGAAGCUACCCGUUCGACUGCGCCAAACGGGAUUAUCGCUUAUUGAACGGUUCUCUGACUACUUUGAGCGCCACGGCGAGUUUCUUCCAGGAGCUCUCAACCUCCUGUUCGGUGCAGUGGGCGACUCGAUGCUCGCAGGUCCCUCGGCCAAGUCUAUCUGCACGCUCUGCUCGUCUUGUCGGUCACACUUGACUGGCGAGGCGGCUACAUUCAUUUCAUCCUACGAAAAUAUUCAUUCGUCAAGGUCCAUAGAUCCUGUCGCAGAAGAGAAGAUCGUUAUGGCGAUUGCCUCUGUCAUACAAGCGAUAUCGGACGAGGAAACAAGGCUGCAGGCUUUCCGUCAUCUGUACCGCAUCGUCCGGAUGGAUUUGGAUCGCUGCUUGCAGCUCAAGGCACAACCCGAGAGGUUUGAAAUGUCUGAUCCAUUGGUAGCGAGAUACUACGCCGAAGCUCAGUCUCAGUCGCAGGAGGUAGCAUCGGCAGAUAGAAUCGCUGGACAAAUCGCCGUCCAGAGCCUGAGGUAUAUCUUGAGCAUGGCUAAGGGUCUGCAAGCUGUUACUGAGGCGCCUGUAGACCUGGAUGGUUCGUCCAAGGCCGCAUCUUCAGUCAGCGAAUCACUGCCUCAUAUUCAGUCCGAGAUCAUGCAGAUGCUUGUCCAGCUACAGGCUGCGUUCCCAGAUAAUGGUGAACUUAUCGAGUCGAUCUGUCACGUCUUGCGCGCCGGCUUCUCCGAGACGGAGCCAGGACCGUUUGUCUUUCCUGCAAAUAUUAUCUCUCAAUACCUGACAAGUCAGAAUUGUUCAACCACCCCCAGGAUUGGCUACGUAGUCAGUACUGCUUGCGCUUUUACGAGCUCGCUUGCUAGUAGCUCACGUGAAGAAGCUGCUAAGCAACUGACAAAAAUACUACCAUGGGCUAUCGAUUUGCUUCAAUCCCUGCCAGAACCCGAAGCCGAUACAGAGCUUUCUCAGAACGUCAUUGAGCUGGUAAACAGAGUGGCCCAGCGACAACCUGGGGUGAUGAUGCAACUCCAACCAUCGUCCCUACUAGAGUUUUUCUUCAUCUUUGUGUUGAAGGUGCUAGAUGGUCGUGAGACGCUACCAAAGUCUGCCGCUGCUGAAUUCUGGACUACUUUUUUGACAAUCAGAACGACAGAUGAUUCUAUUCAACAAGCUGUCGGCUCUGUCAUGACACACCUUGGCCCUUCAUUGGCCAUGUCUUUGAUGCAUAACAUAGGCGGGAACGCAGCCCGCAGUGAGCUUGAUCGGCUCAGCGAGCCGCUGAAGAAGCUGGUAGCACAACACGUCAAUGCCAAGACAUGGCUUGAGGCUGCAUUGGCUGAUAUCUCAUUCCCGAGCUCCAAGGUGUCGCCAAAGGAAAAGACGCUGUUCCUGAAGAAGAUUCUCAGACUUGCGCUCAUGGGAGUGGUCAAGGCCAUUGCCCUGGGUAAGGAUAGAGCAGGGUAUGACCGGCAGACACAGAACACAAAGAUCUAA
Messenger RNA from Pyricularia pennisetigena, 3060 nucleotides. RefSeq lists its product as uncharacterized. Bases 1 to 3060 code for a protein of 1019 amino acids. Lineage: Eukaryota; Fungi; Ascomycota; Sordariomycetes; Magnaporthales; Pyriculariaceae. The transcript has 8 exons. Gene Ontology annotation, biological process: protein import into nucleus. The record is from RefSeq and is a predicted model, not a curated record. Gene Ontology annotation, cellular component: nuclear membrane; cytoplasm.